Nilaparvata lugens (brown planthopper) is the source of this 1007-nucleotide messenger RNA. Its product is annotated as probable U3 small nucleolar RNA-associated protein 11. Gene Ontology annotation, biological process: rRNA processing. Gene Ontology annotation, cellular component: nucleolus; small-subunit processome. Lineage: Eukaryota; Metazoa; Arthropoda; Insecta; Hemiptera; Delphacidae. The coding region runs from base 216 to 965 and encodes 249 amino acids. The transcript has 2 exons. The record is from RefSeq and is a predicted model, not a curated record.
ACUCUUGCAAAACAAAAACGUGAGCGAAAUAACCUAAAAUUUUGUAACCACCACUGUUUCUUCAGUGUGUUCUCUUCCUUCAAGUUAUAUUUAAUUAAAAGGAAAUACAUUGACAUUAAUUUCUUGUUAUGGCAUGAAGCUAAAUUUUCGAUUUCAUUGAAAAGUAGUUAUCUGUAUUUUAAUUUUCCUCCUCAUUCAACGAUCAAGAGAGCAAGAUGUCGUCGUGGAAGAAGGCAUCCAAGACUAAUCAGAAAACACACAGAGAACGACACCAACCCGAAGCAAGAGCGCAUUUGGGUCUCCUAGAAAAGAAAAAGGACUACAAGAAACGCUCGAAUGACUACCACAGGAAACAGAAAAUUCUAAAAAUACUGAGGAAAAAAGCUCUGAACAAGAAUCCAGACGAAUUCUAUUUCCACAUGAUCAAUUCCAAAAUGCUUGCAAGUGGCCACAAGGAGAAGAUCAAGCCAGAUACGCAUACUCCGGAACAACUGAAGAUUAUGGAAACGAAAGAUUUGAAGUAUGUCAACUACAAAAGAACUAUAGAGCACAAGAAAAUCGACAAAAUGCAAUCGACUCUGCAUUUGCUGGAUUCGGCGAAUCAGGUUAGAAACAAUCACACGUUCUUCGUUGAAUCGACCGAUGAAGUGAAGAAUUUCAACCUAGCUGCCCGUUUGGACACGCAUCCCUCGCUUCUCAACCGGAAGACGAAUCGCAUUCGAAAUAGUGACCUGCAAAAACUCAAUCUUCCAGACGUCAGCAGUGAAGCGCUCCAAGAAAAGAAAAAGAUCUACAACGAAUUGGAAAAACGUUUGAAUCGUGAAAAAGAACUGUCAAUAAUUCAGCAGAAACUUGAAAUCAAGAAAUUUCUGAAAGACAAAACUGCUAAGAAACCCAAGCAAAUCAAGCCUGGUACCAAGGAUGCGCCUCCUGUUUACAAGUGGGAGUAUAAGAGGAAAAAGUAAAAUGUUUUUUGGUAAAGUAUAAUAAAAUUAUUAUUCUUCUAC